Suillus subaureus is the source of this 828-nucleotide messenger RNA. Its product is annotated as siroheme synthase. The transcript has a single exon. Gene Ontology annotation, biological process: siroheme biosynthetic process. The record is from RefSeq and is a predicted model, not a curated record. Gene Ontology annotation, molecular function: protoporphyrin ferrochelatase activity; precorrin-2 dehydrogenase activity. NCBI's taxonomy places the organism in Eukaryota, Fungi, Basidiomycota, Agaricomycetes, Boletales, Suillaceae. The coding region runs from base 1 to 828 and encodes 275 amino acids.
AUGUCUCGCCUUGGCGGCGGUUCUCUGUUGCUGGCCUGGCAACUGAAAGAAAAACAUGUGCUCAUCGUUGGCGGUGGUGACGUCGCUUCUGGUCGUGUCGAAUCUGUGCUAGCCGCUGACGCUCGCGUGACACUUAUCAGUCCAAGCGACGGACUGCACACUCUUACCAAGUCUUUCCUCAAUGGACCGUACAAUAUCACGUACCAUGACCGCCUUUUUGGAGGUGCAGAAGACCUGGCUGGCGUUGAUCUUGUAUUAACGGCAAUUGAUGAUGUGGCGCAGUCUCGUAUCAUCUGUGGCCUAUGCAGGGAGCUCAAGAUUCCCGUUAACGUGGCUGAUAUCCCGGAGUCGUGCGACUUUUAUUUUGGCUCUCAAAUCCGUGACGGCCCCCUUCAAAUUAUGAUCUCGACGAAUGGCAAUAGCCCAAAACUGGCUAAUAUCAUACGGAAGAAGGUCGAGCAAAGCCUUCCAGAGCACGCCGGAGAUGCAAUUACCAGGGUGGGUGAGCUGAGAGUCAAGUUGAAGGAGAGAGCCCCUGGUGUGGGCGGUGCAAUUGGGAAGAGACGGAUGCGGUGGAUGAUUGAUGUCUGCACUUCUUGGGAAAUGGAGGAGCUUGCUCUAUUGGACGACCAAAUGAUAAGGAAACUUCUCGAUGACGGUUGGGAGAAGAAUGCAGUUCCAUCUCCUGGCGAGCUCGGAGCUAGGUCAUCCCGUCAGGUGUAUGAUGCCAAACUGAACCUCACGGCCCCUGGCGUUUUUGUUACGACGUUGAGCUUUGUCGCGGGCGCUACUUGCGCAGGUCUUUUCUUGCUCGCCCGACGACGGUGA